Molecule: messenger RNA, 981 nt
Organism: Cutaneotrichosporon oleaginosum
Lineage: Eukaryota; Fungi; Basidiomycota; Tremellomycetes; Trichosporonales; Trichosporonaceae
Biological process (GO): phospholipid metabolic process
Molecular function (GO): phosphatidate phosphatase activity
Source: RefSeq, a predicted model, not a curated record
AUGUCUCAGCUCAUCUCUUACUGCUUCCCCAGGUCCCGCGAAGACCAGUCCAAUCCUCUUGAGCGUCGCAUCUCAAGGGGCGGCGGCGAAAGCCAGUCACGCGCAUUUACCUGGCGCCGCCUCGUCUCAUCCUAUUGGAGUGACUGGGUAUUCAUAGGCGCAUUAUGGAUCAUCUACCUCUCGAUCUCGCGCAUUCCGGGUCACCGCCGCGAGUUCAGCUUGCGCGAGCUGUCACUGCAGCACUCGUACGCAGAGGAUGAGCGCGUUCCCGAAAAUAUGCUCAUGUUCAUCACGGUCGGGUUGCCGUUGAUCGUCAUGCUCCCCGUUGCGAGCUUUGUUGCGCGCAAUGCGUGGGAUGUACACAACGCCGUCUGUGGCCUCUUCAUGUCGUUCACCAUGGCAGGCGUCAUUACCCAGGCCAUCAAGCUACUUGUCGGCAGGCCACGCCCCGAUUUGAUCGCCCGCUGCCAGCCACCUCCAGGUCAGCAGGAUUCUCCAGUGUAUGGGCUCAGCAACUGGAAGAUGUGUACCCAGAAGGACUUUUACGUCCUGAACGAUGGGUUCAAGAGCUUUCCCAGUGGCCACAGUUCGCUCUCCUUCGCCGGUGUGGGCUUCCUCGCACUUUACCUCGCCGGCAAGAUGCAUCUCUGGGACGUGUACGGCAACAGGAACCGCGCCUGGUUUGCUUUGUCGCCGCUCCUGAUUGGCGCGAUGGUCGCCAUCUCUCGCACACAGGACAACCGCCACCACUGGCAGGAUGUACUUGUCGGCUCGCUUCUGGGCAUGUGUGUCGCUACAAUUGCAUACCGGACAUACUAUCCUCAUCUCGCACACCCAACGUGCCACCUUCCCAUGCUCCCACGCGUGGCGUCCGACGACACCGACGACCAGGUCGACCUCGAAACGGGCGUGCGCCUGCUCAAUGAUCAGCAGGGAAUUCCGCGACAGAGCGAGGAAGAGGAGGUGUGGCGUCGCGCCUGA